UUAUAUUUUUUUCCACAAAUUUCCUUCUCUAAUCCCCCUACCUACCUUGUGUCUUUAGUAUUCAGUCCCAGUUUGCUAAUACCACCUAUCACUUGAACGAUCUCUCCGGAAACAGCCCUACAGAGCACACCUUGGAAUCAGUGCAUCACCUCGGGAUAGCCGUACAGGACAGUCAAUACAUUGUGUCUAAAAUUCUCCCUACUGGAUACAUUUUAUCCUUCGUUCCUUUUAUCUUCCAACGGCCUCGAAGAGUGAACGUGCGCACGAGGUAGUCUCUACGUCGUCGAUUUAUGCAACAUAUUCCGAUUCUAGCUCUACUUGACGGCGCGCAAGGUGGAAUAGUGCUUCUUGGGCGACACGUUAAUUGUCCGCAUUCCUCCUGUGUGACUUUAGUUCACAAAACCGGUGCGCACGAGGAACUGCGAAAGAUCAAUAGAAUAACCAUCCACUCCGUGCUGGAAAAUAGGUGGUGGUAGCUCGACAGCCUCUAUUAAAAAGCCACUACCAAUUUCACGUCGAAUCCCUACAACAACCGCUUGUACCAUGACUGCCGUCGCGUCCGCCUCAAUGAUAAACGAACAUGAAUCGGAGGAGUCCAGGGCAGAUCACAGUCCUUCCCGCUUUACAGCAGUGAAUGGAAAGGACCCUUUGGUAUCUAGCACGCCAGCCUCUAUCUCUGCGGUCCCCGGCCUAGCAAAUGCCGACGAGGACUCCCGGGAACUCUCUGAGCAAUGGGGAAAAAGCGGUUACGAUGAUACAAUAUCCCGAUCUGAGGAGCAAGUCCGUGAGAAUGGGAAUCUCAAAGACGAUCAAGAGGAUCAACAAUCGCAACGAUCUCCCUCACAAUGCGCCAUAUCGCUCAUUAGCAGAAACAAGCGCAAGAGGUCAGGAUCCGAUACUCAUGAAGACAACGCUUAUUCCACCCAUAAAAGUCCGAAGAGCCCAACCUCUCAUCCAGACGAUAUUGCAGAUCUAAAUGCACGUCCAUGUACCUCCAACGGGAGCGCAUCAUCUCAAACCGACCAUGAAUUCAAGAACACGCCCCCUGCAAUGAACUCCAAGCCAGAGGGAAGUGAGGAUUCGCGGACAUCGGCAAACACUACAUGGCAUGAGUACGACGCUCAGUUAGUCAAUCAAGCACAACGUGCGCAACAGAUCGACGCGUCAGACGCCCAAUUGGCGGAGGCACUCCAACGCGAGGCUCAAGGACAUGAUGCAGCUCAAAAGAACUGGAGUACGGUUGGUCGCUCGACAGGAGUGCCCGCACAGAAUGAGCAGACUUCAUCGUUGUCUGGGUUUCCUCAGGAUCGAUCACAAAACGCUGUGCAAGUAGCACCAAAGAGAAAACGUGUUUUUAGCAACAGGACUAAAACUGGCUGUAUGACUUGCCGAAGGAGAAAGAAGAAAUGCGAUGAACAACACCCUGCAUGCAACAAUUGCAUCAGGGGCGGUUUCCUCUGUGAGGGCUAUUCUUCACGAAGCACAUGGCAGAAGCCGUCGAGCGCAAAAACACCAGUUCCCUUGCAAUCGAAGGAGGGCUAUACCGACAUCAGUGGCCAAUACGUACAUGACAUCAGUCAACAACAUGAUCGGCAACAAAAUUUGACUGAACAACUUGAAGCGGGGAAGAUGCGGCCCAUUAUUGUUGAUGAUAAUGACCGAUCUGCUACACAAUUCAACAAUUCAAGCCCAACAGGUGUUGGUUCCAAUCGUGGUUCAUGGUCCAAACGGUCCUGGCCAAAUACAAGCCACUCGACAUAUAUAACAGAUCAUAUCACGAAAUCUGACUAUCGAGACGUUCCGUCUAUCCAUGAGCUACCCCGCGAGAGUCAUCCGAAGGCUGAUUAUCCGAUUGUGCCACCGAUCCGGGAGCUAUCACACGGUGCUGCUCAUGGUAAACCUGGGGUCUCACUUUUCCAAGGAGGAAUCGACCAGCGGCCAGCUCUCGCUGGUAACAUGGAUACCAACAGUCCGCAGGCUCAGGCACGGAUGGCUCUGAGCAUUGAGCAUCAGUUGUCUGCACGCACUGUUUCUGGCGAGGAUACAGAAAAGGACAAAAUGAUACGUGGCGAACUCUAUCGCCCCUUCGAUAUUCAUCUUGUGGAAGAGAGAGAGCGAUGCAAAGCCGCGUUGUGGCGGUUCAAUAAUGCCUGCAACCCUGUUUCUGGGUUAAGCACUAAGGAGCAGAAUCGUCUCCUGAAAGAAAUUUUAGUACCACCUGCUUCAGCGGUUAGUUCGCCCUCAGGGGUCGCCUCUCCUCGCCCAACGGGUUCCAUCGGCCAAGGUGCUGUAGUUGAAGCACCUUUCCAAUGCCACUAUGGCUACAACGUUCAUAUUGGUGAGGAUGUGAUGAUAUCCGAGAGUUGUUUAUUCGUCGAUGAUUGUCCUAUCACUAUCGGCGCCCACACAUGGAUCGGCCCUAGGGUGACUAUUCUCAGUUCAAUGGCCCAUGCAAAUAUGCAGGAGCGUAAAGGAUCUCAAAGCCGUUACCAAGGGCGCCCAGUUGCAAUUGAAGAGGAUUGCUACGUUGGUGCCGGCUGCACAAUCUACCCUGGUGUUCGUCUUCGACGUGGAGCCUAUGUUGCACCAGGUGAAGUUGUCAAAUCCGACAUUGUAGCUUAUGGUUUUCAGGGCCUCAAACCUAGCUACAUGUAAGAAAGCCUUCAUCGCACUGCAUUAUAUGGCGGCGUCAUUUAAGGUUCGCGAUACAUACAAACUACUAGGCUUGUAUUUUUGCAACUUAAGAUGCUGGCCAUACAUGCACUACCGCUAUCGUCCUCAUUGUGUAAAUUAUUCUUUCACAUCCAUUUGCCUGGUCCCCCAUCUUAUUUGGAAA
This is a messenger RNA of Aspergillus alliaceus, 2836 nucleotides long. RefSeq names its product acetyltransferase. The transcript has 2 exons. Gene Ontology annotation, molecular function: zinc ion binding; acetyltransferase activity; DNA-binding transcription factor activity, RNA polymerase II-specific. The record is from RefSeq and is a predicted model, not a curated record. Bases 544 to 2655 code for a protein of 703 amino acids. Gene Ontology annotation, biological process: regulation of DNA-templated transcription. NCBI's taxonomy places the organism in Eukaryota, Fungi, Ascomycota, Eurotiomycetes, Eurotiales, Aspergillaceae.